UGUCAAGAGACCCGAAGGACUGCUACUUAUAUGGCAAAACAAGUAGACUGUAGGGGGCGCGGCUCACGGUUUUGCCGCAUGAUUAUUUUGAAGGCUUCCACGCAUCGUGAUAGGGUUUGCAUGGCAACAUAAUAUAUACUUUUCCUUUAAAUGCAAAUGAGAAAUAACUCGUUCUUCCAAAUUUUCUUCACAUUUAUUGCACCACGAGGUAUUCACACAAGCAGCAGAUGUUUGGCUUUCACAAGCCAAAGAUGUACCGGAGUUUAGACGGCUGUUGCAUCUGCCGCGCCAAGUCCUCCAGCUCGCGCUUCACCGACAGCAAGCGGUACGAGAAUGACUUCACGAGCUGUUUCGGAUUAUGUGGAACUCGGUCUGGAGAAAUCUGCAAUGCCUGUGUACUCCUGGUGAAACGAUGUAAGAAACUCCCAGUGGGGUCUAAGAAAAACUGGAAUCACGUGGUUGAUGCCCGAGGAGGCCCCAGCCUAAAGAUUUCCUCCAGGCCAAAGAAACGGAAGUCCCUCUCCAAGAGAGCCAUGCCAAUCCAGAUCAGCCGACUGCAGAAAGAGCUAAAGAGGAACAACUCUGAUGCCCACAGCACCACGUCCAGUGCCUCCCCGGCCCAUUCUCCCAGCUACAGCAACCCUUCAGAUGAGGGCUCCGACACAGAGCUCUCCCCAGGCUCCAGCCGCUCCCCUGUCUUCUCCUUCCUGGACCUCACCUACUGGAAGAGGCAGAAGGUGUGUUGUGGGAUAAUCUACAAGGGCCGCUUUGGGGAGGUGCUCAUCGACCCUCACCUCUUCAAGCCCUGCUGCCGCAAGAAACGGCAACAGCAGCGGCAGGAGCUGGAGGAGGAGGAGGAAGAAGAGGAGGAGGUUGUGGAAGAGGUAGAAGUGGCGGAGGAGGUGGUGGUGAGGAAGGAAGAUGAGGUGGAGAAAGAGGAGGUGAGGUCAAACAGCCAGGAGAGCUCAGAGAGUCCUCAGCUACAGGUCAUCAUGACAACAUCUCAGACCAAAGGGGAGGUUGAGGAGGAAGACUGGGGAUAUUGCACCACAGUGUGAGCAUCUUUGAGGAAGCCUACGGAGUGCUUCUGGUUUACAAGCUCUUACAAGAAUAAGUUACCGCUGAUUGCCUUUAGUCAGCGAGCAGCUGAAUCCCGUCAUUUUGUUUGUUUUGUAACUUAUAGACUGACUGAGGCAUAUGGACUAUUUUUUUCCCAAUUCAUCUGAUCUUGUAUUGUCCUGGGUUCGUCUUCAUUAGGCUUGGGCAUGCAACGGAAAAUGUUUGAAAACGUUUUGCAACGGAAAAUGAGCAUUUUAUUAUUGGGCAAGUCCAUGUAGUCCACUCCGUGUUGCAAAUCCAUUUUCUUCCGUUUGGUGCCUUAUGAACACAACCCAGAUGUUCGGACACCUCUUGGUGUUUUUCUCCUUGACAUAAAAUGCUGUAGUUUUGACUGAUCGGCAGAAUACCUUAAUUAACAGGUAACAGCCGUACAGUAGCACCUGUAUUAUCGUGAAACAAAUUCACAUUCACACUAUAUUUAUCUAUUCUGUAAAUAUGGGCCUGUAUGGAUUUCUACAUGGGCCACCGUCGAGAGCCUGUUCACAGCACCAACAGCCAAUACACCAGCCUUAAUUUAGUGAGGGAAGGCAGUGCUAGUGUUUUGUCAGUUUUGGUACUUAGGGAUGAUAUUAAGGGAAAAUGUUAAAAUUGAAACUUCAUAUUCAUCAUCUCCAGCACCACACCAACAUCCGUGUGUAAACAGCGUUUCUUUCUUUUGUGUACUCAAAAAGAUGCACACCAGAAAAUAUCAUAUUAUGGAUGAUGUCAUCUGGAUUUUAGCAGACGCUUUUAUAUGUAUAUUAUUAUUAUGUGGUUAGCUUAUACGUAAAAUACCUAUCCAGGUGUUGUAAGAUCUGGCAGGUGUCAACAAUGCCUGGGCAGAGGAACGCGACCAAUUUCAAAAGUGUUUCCCGAAUGAUGUCCUCAUCUUUUGUUACUACAAAAUAUAGAAAUGGGCUGUUUUUAUAUAUAGUAUGUUGAUGUUUGGGUGGUGGAGAUGAUGAAUAUGAAGUUGAAAAUGGUGAAAUGUCCCUUUUUUAAGGCAAUAGUUAGUGCUAGAUAGGUAGUUUGAGUUUUCUCCUGCUUAUUAUGUUAACGUUUGCAAUGGAGGCCUAAGGUUAUAAAAAUGAAGUAAAGCAACACUAGUGUGCUUUGCAUAAAUGCCGAAGAAAUAACCCAUCUCAUCCAAAAGAUCUUUAGAUCAGAUGCAUGAGUCAAAUAAGCUAUUUCAUGGCCUUAAAAGCAUAUUACUCUUAUUUUCAAUCUUGCUCUUAUUUUCCAGACCCAAUGCCCCAAAGUAUUUUUUAUUUCUAUAUUAUAUAUAAAAAAUGUCUUCACCAUAUUAUAAAUCAGCAAAUACAAUAGUAACCUGUAGAUUGUGAACUAUUCCUCCUAGAGGCCGAGCUGGAUACCUUUUUGUUUAUUACUGUCAAUAAUGGGACAUGAUUAUGUCAUUACCACACACAUAGUGGAUCUACUGCAACAACUUCGACCUACAAUGCAAUGAAAUAACCCACAUCAGCACAACUCGAUCUGUCCCUCCUGUUGUCAAAAACAGUGUUUUUUUUGUUAUUCUGUGGAAUUGUUAUUUUCUUUUAUUUUAUAUUCUAUUUUUAUUUUGUCUGCAGGACUUCCGUAUAAUUUAAACUUCAUGAUACAUAUGUCAAUUCUAUUGAUCGUUAUUUAGGCAUUUUAUACUUUUGAGGACUUACUAUCAUGUUCAAAACUUAGAAUUCAUCAUUCCUUGGUUAGUUAAGCAACUACGAUAUACUAGCCUACAUUAUCAAACAAAAACCAAAGCACACUUAAAUUCAUUCAAUUUCAAAUGCAAAAUAGGUUAAAAAGGACACUAAAAUCAGUUUUUAAUUAUCCAUACUAUCGGGAAGAUUGUAUGUAUAUGGACAUAUUUCAAUGGGGGUUGAGGGCUUUCUAAUUAAAUGUUUGUUAUUUAUUUCAUAUUGACUCGGUACUGGUACUUCCUGUGUACUGUUAUAGCUAUGUUAUUUUCUACUUCCUAUACAGCUAUGUUUAUUUUAUUUGUUGUUCACUGUAUUUAUUCCUCGUCACUAUUUAAUUUUUUUCUUAUAUUUUAUCUCUGCAUUGUUGGAAAAGGACCCAUAAAUAAGCAUUCCACUGUUCGUUUGCACAUGUUGUAUGUGACUAAUAAACUUCGAUUUGUAUUUGCGCAUUUUCCCCAUGUGACUAUUCUGAAGCUGGUUUCUCACUAUGUAAUAACUUAGAUUUCACAUUUAAAGUUGGUUAGUUCUGUGAUAUGGUUAGCAUUUCAUGUAGUUCUUAAAAAGCAAUCAGUCUAGUCUGAAAUUCACAAUUAACAGUAUUUGUGAAUUUUUGGGAACAAUACUCAUUUUUAUUUGAUCAACAUUAAUGUGUAGUAAUUUAUUCUGUAAUAUACUGUUCAAGAAUUUGAUUGGACCUGUUUCUUUGUAUCAGGUAUCCAGCCUGUUGAACUAUGAAUUUCAGUGAUUUGAGGUAGCCUUAUAUUCCAAUUUUACUUUCCUCAUCUUUGCCCUGUAAUGUUGCAUAUGACCUGCAAGUCGAAUCUUCGCUUUAGUGCUUCAUGCAUGUAUUGUAGCUAUGCAAUUGCAUUUAUUUACCAAGUUAGAUCUAGACAAAGCAAUGUUUUGUGUUUUAUACAUGAUGUACUUUUUUUGUACUAGUCUUUCAAUAAAAGUAAAUUGUGAUUUUGA
Molecule: messenger RNA, 3767 nt
Organism: Salvelinus fontinalis (brook trout)
Lineage: Eukaryota; Metazoa; Chordata; Actinopteri; Salmoniformes; Salmonidae
Product: SIN3-HDAC complex-associated factor-like
Exons: 6
Coding region: 228-1058 (276 amino acids)
Biological process (GO): negative regulation of cell migration
Source: RefSeq, a predicted model, not a curated record